Papilio xuthus (Asian swallowtail) is the source of this 3053-nucleotide messenger RNA. RefSeq names its product ADP-dependent glucokinase. The coding region runs from base 167 to 1645 and encodes 492 amino acids. Gene Ontology annotation, molecular function: ADP-specific glucokinase activity. The transcript has 3 exons. NCBI's taxonomy places the organism in Eukaryota, Metazoa, Arthropoda, Insecta, Lepidoptera, Papilionidae. The record is from RefSeq and is a predicted model, not a curated record. Gene Ontology annotation, biological process: glucose metabolic process. Gene Ontology annotation, cellular component: endoplasmic reticulum.
GUGACUUUGACUUUGACAGCAAGUCAAUGGCCGAUUGCAUGGUUGUCAGUUGGAAUUAAAUCCACAUUAAAUAUUUACAUUCCAAUAUAUUAAAUAUGAGGUGACGUGGAUCUAGUUAAAGUUAAAAGUCUAAUCAUUCCAGUAGUAGUCAUAAAUAUUUAAUUGUAUGUUAAAAAUGGCGGGUGCCCCGGUGAAAUUGGGUUCUAUUCUUUCAUUUUUUAUUCUGUUUUAUGCGAUGUAUUUUCGCCGUAAUGACAUAGGUGAUGAAAGAUUAUCACCUGUGAAGAAUCAUCUACUGUUUUUGGAGAGUGAGAACAAAGUUGGUGUUGGGAACAGUCAGCCGAAAGUUGCUUUAGGUUAUGGAGCAUGUCAUGACUUGUUCGUCAAUGCUACUUCGCUUCUGGACUAUACAGAUCUUAAAGGCAACCCUGAACAUUUCAACGAGAUCACAAAUAAAGAGGAGUUUGUUAAAAGCUUCACUUACUUUUUCAAACAUGGUGCAGCUGCUGAGAGAUUCAUGUCUAACAGCAAGUUAUAUGAUGAAUUAGUGGAACAAGCCCUUAAACUGCCAGACACAAGAUGGGCGAUUGGUGGAAAUGCACCCUUAAUGGCCAGAAGAUUCUUUCUGGAGGGUUGGAAAGUACUAUUUGGAGCAAAAAUGAGUAAAAAACUGAAAAAAUAUAUCCCUGAAGAAAUCCUUAUAGUUGGUGAUAAUGAAAAUGAAGAAGUGAAAGAUGAUAUACAUAUGAUUUUAGAAUACAAGGCCGAUGAAAAGUUUGGUAAAUACAAAGCUCCCCGAGCAAAUAGAUACAUCAUGCAUAAUGAUGAAAAUAAUCCACUUUUAAGUUCCUUAGAGAAGCUCGGUGAACAUUUGACCAGCUUCAAACCCAAUUUGCUAGUCAUUAGCGGUCUACAAAUGAUGGACAACUUCCCUUUCAAACAAGAUGGUAGAGAUUUAAGAGCGGAAAGACUGGAUCUAGUCAAAGAACAAAUUUUAUCACAACCUUUGAACACAUUAGCUCAUUUUGAAAUGGCAAGUUAUGUUGAUUUAGAAUUACUACAACAUCUUACAACUAAAGUGUUACCUUUUGUUGACUCCGUUGGUAUGAACGAACAAGAAUUAUCAAACCUCAAUAGUGUGUUAGAACAUGGCCGUGUUGUUGUCGUCGCUGACUCCAAUCCAAGAGUGGCAACAGCAUUAGAUCAAAUGAGAAACACGUACAAACUCAUACGUGAGAAGAACAAUGCAUUCGGUAGCAAGAGAAAGUUGACAAGAAUGCAUGUACAUACUUUAGCUUAUCAAGCUAUUUUAACUGUACAAAAUUCAGAAUGGAAGAGAACAGCUGCAGCAGCAGCUAAAGCAUCACUGACAGCACAUAGAUAUGUUUGUAAUUCACAAAAUAUAAACCUUGAAAAGACAAAAUUAUUACUCGAUGACAGUUUUUCAACAACUACUAACAAUGAUAAUAAUAGUAGAGUUUUCUUUGAGCCUAAUAAACCAGUAGCAUGUUGGGAGGAGACGAUUGUAGGUGACAAGGUUGAGAUAUGUGUCGCUCCAGUUCUUAUAUGUACGGAGGCUCAAUUAACCGCAGGUGCGGGGGAUAAUAUCUCUGCAGCAGGUUUGGUUUUGCAGGUUGAAAUUUGAGUUAUUACUUAAAUUCAUAUUUAAUUCCAUAAAAAAAUUAUAACCAUAUGUUAAAUUCUUAAUAUAUUGAGGAAUAAUUAUAUUUAUAAUAUUUAUUACUUUUAUGAAAAAAAUGUAAUCAGAAACUUGCCAGCUAGGAACCUAUUUUGUAAAAUUAAAAGUUUGAUAUCCCGAAUUUAAGCUAUAAUUUGUAUGUUUUAUAUAUACAUUUACAGGUUAUGUUUGAAAUGGGUUUAUUAUUCAAGCUUAAAUGUUUUUAAAUUGUAGAUCAAACAGUGACAUAUUAAGGAACAAAAUGUACAUGUGGUUAUUGGUACUUAAUCAUAAGUAAAUAGGAUUUAAUUUAAACAUGUCUGAAUUAUGGUAGCUGCCGGAUUCAAAUUCUAUUAAGAAUUUUUCAAUUUAUCAACACCCUGUAUGUACUUACCAUUUUAUUGCGAACAAAUAUACAAAAAGUUGGUGUUUUUAAACAUGUGUAGCAACAGUUGAAACCCAGUUGAGAACAUUUUAUCAAUUAACUCACUUAGAUCCGAGAGAGAAGGGUUCAGUAAUUUCUACAGCAUUUUGUAUUAUUAAAUUGAAUCUUCUCAAAAGAUAUUAACAAUAUUUCCUUUCAAGAUUCUACUAAAAUACUAUAGCGGACUAUACUACGGUCGGUCACAGGAGUGGGGGUGGGCUCAGGUUUUUGUCACAUAGUCGUUACUUGUUAUUUUUCAUAAUACAUAAUUCACUAGUAAUUUAAAUAUGCUAUAAAGAGGAGUAUGAGCCAAAUUAUUUAUUUUUUCAAUUUUUGCCUGUGAAAUGAUUAAAAAUCAUAAUUAUAAAUUACUACCCAGGGGAGGGAGGGGUCGAAAAAGCUAAAAAACGUCGGUAUGGUAAACGGUCAUUUAAAUUACAGCCACUUCCUGUACAUUUAAUCCAAAAUUUGGUUUAUAUAUGUGUUUCUGAUAACGCAAUAUUGUAUGAAAAAAAUGCCUAAUAUUUAUUAUUUUUAUGAACGAAUUUAUUUAUUAGUAACCAGACUUUCAUACUGUUUUUACAACUUACUCUUUAUAAAAAGUUUGAAACAAAUUUGAACAAAAUCAAUUUGUAACUGUUAUCUUGUUAAUUGAUAUUAUUGUAAUUAUUAAAAAGCCUUUAUAUAUUUACAAAUUAAAAAAAAAACUUAAUUUAUUAAAAAUAUUUGCUAGUCAGUCACAAGAAACUGUCAAACAUGGGUUUACACUACGGAAUCGGUAUAAAAUGUUUUUGUACACGUAUUUCAACAGUGGAAACUCGUAGUAACCAGUUUUAAUCUUUUGACUAAAAAUGAGGCUUACGGAUUUGAUUUUUACUAAUGCAGAUUUAUGAAUUUUGUUUAAAAUAUUUCGCCUUUUUAAAACAUUCCAAAAUAUAUAUGGGAAAUGAA